AUGAUCCAGGGAAUAUUCUAUGCCCGCUUCUUCCCUGAAGAAGGGACAAAGAUUGUAGCCCAGAGCCCACCAGGAUGCAUUGUCCCCGUUCCUGGCGUCACCACCACCAAGCCGCCGCUGCUCGACUACAGCGUGCUGCAGGAGUACAUUAUCCCGAAGGAGGCCUUCCGUAACCGCUACAUUACCGUUACCGACCCGGAGGGCAAGUACUCUAUCCUCGGCUUUCCCGUCUCCAUUCCCAGCCCCCGCUACUACCGCAACGAGUUCAUCUUCAACUUUGGCCUGGUCGUUGAGAACGACGUCGACCAGGUUCCCUACGAGCGCGUCGUGCGCAGGCUGGCCGUCACGUUUGCCGAGAUGGAGAAGCAGAGCGGCUAUCUCAGCCAAGACGUAGACACAGCCGAGAAUCAAGCCAGACGGCCGAUCGAGUCGCUGCUCGAGAUUAUCAAGGAGGACCUAAACAACUACGGCGAGUGCAUGAUCCCCGUCGACGACGCCAACACAAUCAACAUGAAGCUCUUCCCGCACCACCCCACGCCGCCCGAGGUCAGAGGCUGGCACGUGCCCGUCGCAAAGAUGAAGUUCGCCGACAUAGUCGACCCCACCUGGGACCUGACCCUGCAGCGCGUCAUCGCCCACAUCGACGGCGUCUCCGACGUGCGCCGCAUCGCCUUCCUCGCCGACGUUUCGCUCGAUCUGACGCAGCUCGCCCUCCGCCACCUGCUUUACUACGACACCAUCUUGCUGCUCGACAUGUUCUUCUUCGGCGCUUGCUACGCGCCGCGGCCGGGGAUCCACGACUUCAUCGCUAACGUCGGAGGCAUGAUCGACGAGUGUGCCAAUUACGUCUGCGUCAGCCCCAACAGCGGACAAGCGGGUGGAUCAGGCCGAGGAGGAGCCGGAGGAGGGGAUCCAGGAACCGGACAGGGCGACGACGACGACGAUUACGGCGGCGCCGAGGACGUCAGCCGGAACGGCGCUAUUCACGGCCACCGCGUCUCCAACUACAUGCUCAUCAAGCUGAUGACGACCUUUUGCGUCGGCAAGACGGUCAUGGAGUGGCUUAAGGGCCACAUGGACUCCGGGUUCGACGUGCUGCGGUUCGUCGACGUGCGGCGGCUGGUGCAGUUUGGCGUGAUAAAGGGGUGCCUGUACCGAGUGCACAAAUACGUCGUGUCCAAGCAGUACCUGGCGGCGCUGGCGACGGGCCAGGCGAGGCCCGUGGCGGGCGGCGAUCCGCUGCAAAAGUACACGGACGGGUGUCAUACGUUUGACCAGAUCAUUACGGAGCAGAACCUGACGGAUGCCGAGAUCAUGGAGAAGCUCAAGAGCUUCCCCGCGCCGGUGGGAGAUUUGACUGUUUUGUAUAGGUGA
Parathielavia appendiculata is the source of this 1374-nucleotide messenger RNA. Its product is annotated as nitrogen permease regulator 2. Gene Ontology annotation, molecular function: GTPase activator activity. Gene Ontology annotation, cellular component: vacuolar membrane; GATOR1 complex. Gene Ontology annotation, biological process: negative regulation of TORC1 signaling; positive regulation of autophagy. The record is from RefSeq and is a predicted model, not a curated record. The transcript has 2 exons. NCBI's taxonomy places the organism in Eukaryota, Fungi, Ascomycota, Sordariomycetes, Sordariales, Chaetomiaceae. Bases 1 to 1374 code for a protein of 457 amino acids.